Messenger RNA from Annulohypoxylon truncatum, 624 nucleotides. RefSeq lists its product as uncharacterized. NCBI's taxonomy places the organism in Eukaryota, Fungi, Ascomycota, Sordariomycetes, Xylariales, Hypoxylaceae. The transcript has 3 exons. Bases 116 to 484 code for a protein of 122 amino acids. The record is from RefSeq and is a predicted model, not a curated record. Gene Ontology annotation, molecular function: zinc ion binding. Gene Ontology annotation, cellular component: mitochondrial intermembrane space. Gene Ontology annotation, biological process: protein import into mitochondrial intermembrane space.
AGUUAUCCGGUAUAUGUAAUCAACAAAAUUUCAUAACGCGUAACAAAAAGUUGAAAAGGAGAAUACCUACAAGUGCUCACCCAGGAUUUUGGAUUCUGUGUUAGCAAAUAUCGACAUGUGUAAACACAUUUUGAAUGCCCAAGUCGCGAUCCGCUCGCCAUGCUGCAAGAAAUGGUUUGACUGCGCGGAGUGCCACCACGAGCAGGAGUCGCACCAGCUACUACAAGCAUUCGAGAUGACAUUCGCUUGCAAGAAGUGCAAGAAGUGUUUCCGAAAAGACGCCCAGGAAUUCGAGGAGGCCGACGAAUACUGCCCCCACUGCGACAACCACUUCGUCAUCGACGCCGUCAUACCCAAGCCCGCCUUGACCGUCGAAGGCGACGAUGCGCGGAUGAACAACCGUAUGCUGAAGGAUGAUCGUGUGAAGCAGGAUCAGCACAAGUCUAUCUUCGAUAUUCAGGCCGACGCGGAUAAAUUGGGUUAAUAGUACCGGGUUGAGAUCAAAGAUUGAAAAGGAAGAUGGACGACACGAUCCUAGGUUGCGGGGCGAUGCAUUUCACAUGAUACCACACGUUUAGACUUUUAGAGAGGACAGAGAUGAUCAAAUGACAAGAAAUCAAGAAA